CAGCUGGCUGGCAAAAAGAUAAACAUUCCCAAAACACACAAAGUUAGCCAUGAUUAUUUAUGGUGUCUAUAUAGUUAGUAAGUCAGGUGGCCUGAUAUUCAACCUGGACAACAAUGUCCCACGCAUCGAGCACGAGAAGACAUUCACAUACCCACUGGACCUGGUGCUAGACUACGAUUCCAAGAAGGUAUCGGUGUCGUUCAACAGGAAGGAUGGAAUAAAUGUGGGUCAUGUCCUGGUGGCGGUAAACGGAAUGCCCGUUAACGGAGUGGCCCUGGAUGAUGAACGCGAUGUGAGGACAACGCUGGAGGCACCGGAGAACUAUCCUAUCAACUUGAAAUUCAGCAGGCCCAAGAUGACCACCAACGAGAAGAUCUUUCUCGCCAGCAUGUUCUAUCCACUGUUCGCCAUCGCCAGCCAACUGAGUCCGGAGCCCAAGAGUUCCGGUAUAGAGCUCCUGGAGGCCGACACCUUCACGCUGCACUGCUUCCAAACGCUGACCGGGAUCAAGUUCAUUGUCAUCUCGGAAACGGGUCUCAAUGGAAUCGAUCUGCUGCUGCGAAAGGUUUACGAGCUGUACUCAGACUACGUCCUCAAAAACCCAUUCUACUCGCUGGAGAUGCCCAUCCGAUGCGAACUUUUCGACAACAAGCUCCAGGAACUCCUCGCCCAGGUCGAGAAAACAGGCAUUAGCAAUAUUGAUAAAUAAAUGUUAAGUAUUCUUUGCACUCUGCUA
Drosophila subpulchrella is the source of this 736-nucleotide messenger RNA. It is a transcript of the gene Trs23, whose product is annotated as trafficking protein particle complex subunit 4. Gene Ontology annotation, cellular component: TRAPP complex. The transcript has 2 exons. Bases 50 to 709 code for a protein of 219 amino acids. The record is from RefSeq and is a predicted model, not a curated record. NCBI's taxonomy places the organism in Eukaryota, Metazoa, Arthropoda, Insecta, Diptera, Drosophilidae. Gene Ontology annotation, biological process: endoplasmic reticulum to Golgi vesicle-mediated transport.